AUGGCGAUUGCUUUGGCUGAGGCCGAUAAGUAUGAGAUUUUGGACAAAAUUGGUUGCGGUUCCUUCGGGAUCAUUCGCAAAGUCAAGCGGAAGUCAGAUGGAUUCAUCCUUUGCCGCAAGGAAAUCAACUACAUCAAAAUGUCCCAGAAAGAACGCGAACAACUCACUGCCGAGUUCAACAUUUUGAGUUCCCUUCGUCACCCAAACAUUGUCGCAUACUAUCACCGGGAACACCUCAAGGCCAGUCAAGACCUGUAUCUUUACAUGGAGUACUGCGGUGGUGGAGAUCUAGGCAUGGUUAUCAAGAACUUGAAGAAGGCCAACAAGUACGCCGAAGAGGAGUUUGUUUGGCGCAUUCUCUCUCAGCUUGUCACUGCUUUGUUCCGGUGUCACUAUGGCUCUGAUCCCGCCGAGGUCGGAUCGAACAUUCUAGGUCCAGCUCCCAAGCCAUCGGGUCUCAAGGGAAAACAGGGACAAGUCACUAUCUUGCAUCGCGACCUGAAGCCCGAAAACAUCUUCCUCGGUAGCGACAACACUGUCAAGCUUGGCGAUUUCGGCUUGUCCAAGCAAAUGCAAUCUCACGACUUUGCAUCAACUUACGUUGGCACACCUUUCUACAUGUCGCCGGAAAUCUGUGCGGCUGAAAAAUACACCUUGCGCUCCGAUAUUUGGGCGGUCGGCUGCAUCAUGUACGAGCUCUGCCAGAAGGAGCCCCCUUUCAACGCUCGCACCCACAUUCAACUUGUUCAAAAGAUUCGCGAGGGAAAGUUUGCGCCCUUGCCUGAUUACUAUUCGCCAGAGCUCAAGAACGUUAUUGGAAGCUGUUUGCGGGUCAAUCCCGAUCACCGCCCCGAUACUUCCGCUCUGAUUCAUCUUCCUAUCAUUCGCUUGAUGCGUAAAGAGAAAGAGGUUGUUGACCUCGGAAAGACUCUGCGCCGACGUGAGGAGGUUGCUGUUCAUAAAGUCCGCGAAAUGGAACAGAAUCUUGCCAAGAGAGAAGUGGAAAAGCAACAUAUCAAGGCCGAGAUUGAAAAUACCGUUCGACGGGAGUGGGAGGUCAAGGCCCGCUUGGAAAUUGAUCGCCAGGUGCAAAGUGAACUCGAGCGACUCCGCAAGCGAUUUGAGUCCGAAGUGCAAGAAAGGGUUGCCAUUGAGGUCAAGAAGUACAAGCACAACACAUCCAACAGCAAUACCUCCCGAGAUGAUGUAUUUCGCACCAGUACCACCGGAUCUGGAUCUGGAUCUGGGUCCUCUCGCUCCAGCAAUCAAGGCUGGCGGUCUUCUCGGUCUUCUGCCAACAUGACAGACGACAACGAUACUACGCCCUCAUCAACCACCGAUAUUAGCCAGCUUUCUCUUGGCUCUCCUCCAUCAAAUGCCCGAAAGCAGCCCAAGAAAGAGACACGAACACCAUUUUGCCGGUCCAAGACCGUUGUUGAUUCACCGGUGGAUGUUCAAAUGGCUGAGCCGUCACCAAUUUCAAUUGCUUCGCUUUCCCUGUCCCCUCGCCGCACUUCCGCCCAAGGAGGCGCUCGCAACAUCUUUGCAGAGGCCGAGCGGAACAAGGCUAAGUGGGAGCCCACUCUGGCCUACUCCGACGAUGAGGAUGACACCCCCGAUUUGCCCUCGCCCACUCGACCCAAGGUGAAGCCUGACCCAUUGAAGGCGCCUCGACGACCUCUACUUCGUCAGAAUACCGCGGCUCUCAUGCAGAAACUUAGCACCCAGCCUUCCCUAUUCCCUUCGAGCGGUACUCGCCUUCCUCAAUCGACGAGCGCAUCUACUUCCCAGUCUGAAGAGCGCAGUGCAAGUGAGAGCAGAGCGAGAUCUCCCCACCGUCGUCUAACUAAAAUCCCAUCAUCCGCCAACCUCGCUGCCGAUGCGGGCACAUCACCAACUCGCAAGAGUGGUUCGAAGCAACCUCCUCCUACUAAGAAUGGGGGUGGCGGCGAAGAGAUGUUCAAGGCCGUUAUGCAACGCAACAUGGGCGGCCGCACUCUGGUCGAACUCGCACAGGCGAGAGCUGGAGGCCGUCCGAUGGAUGAAGUCAAGCGUUGUGCCAGUGACUCGCGCGCUGGCGGUCCUACCAUGAGCGUUAAAUGCUCUGAACGUGAUUCUCCUGCUAUCUGGAACCCUGAACUGGAUGAGAUGCCCAGUCCCUUCCUUGCCCGUGGCAAAAAGGUUAUCCGCAACCUGCGGUAG
Messenger RNA from Penicillium robsamsonii, 2202 nucleotides. It is a transcript of the gene nimA, whose product is annotated as serine/threonine protein kinase nimA. The record is from RefSeq and is a predicted model, not a curated record. Gene Ontology annotation, biological process: chromosome segregation; protein phosphorylation. NCBI's taxonomy places the organism in Eukaryota, Fungi, Ascomycota, Eurotiomycetes, Eurotiales, Aspergillaceae. The transcript has 3 exons. Gene Ontology annotation, cellular component: nucleus; cytoplasm; centrosome. The coding region runs from base 1 to 2202 and encodes 733 amino acids. Gene Ontology annotation, molecular function: protein kinase activity; ATP binding.